GCAGUCUAACAACAACACAUGGGCGGCAAUGGAUUGAGGCCAACCAAUCAAGAGCAAAGGGCGUCUGGAAUUAGCCACCACCCCACUGUAUUCUGUGUCUUGAGAGUCCUAUUUAGCAAUGCACACUGGUGUAGGAAGUCUGGAGGACUGGUCUGGAUUCCUCUCAUUUACACGCUGAUUGGAUUUACAAAGGACUGAUCAAGGGAAGAACUGCUGCUUUGGGGAAUGGCAGACCCAAUGAUGAUGUCAGUCAUGCAAAACGGACAUCCCAAUUAUAGGAUGAAUGUCAACGGUAUGCAGCCUCAGCCACAUCCUCAUUCUGCUAGAAGCAUGCCUUCAGUACCAAUGAUGCAAUAUGGAGUUGUUCAUCCAGAUGGAAAUAUGAGGGUACGGAUGAAUGUGCACCAGCAUAUGGCAAACCCUAUGAUGUACCCUGGACAAGCUCAAUCUUAUAUGGGAGCUCAGCAACUAAUGGCUACAAUGCAUCUUCAAAAACUCAGCACUCAGUACCAGGGACAUCCAAUGAUGAGUAAUACUGGACUUGUGCAGGGACUCCCAGCUUACAAAAUGGCACCAAAUCACCAUCAGAACAUGCCUACUUUAAAUGUGACAGACGCGGACCUCAUUGAUGAGGAUGUCUUAACAUCUCUGGUGCUGGAAUUAGGUUUGGACAGAAUCGAGGAGUUACCUGAACUGUACUUGGGGCACAAUGAGAUGGACUUUAUCCUGGACUUUGUCGGCAAGCAGCAGGUUAGCACAGUAACCUGCUGAUGCACAGAGAACUGGGAAACUCGGCUGCACUGUAUAUGGCUUCCACAAGUCCUAGUUCUACUCGCUCAAAACCCUUUCCCCUCAACGCUAACUACAAUGUGAUCAGAGAAGGUUGUUUGGACUACAUUUUAAUCAUGAGACACACCAUCAUCAUUUGAUGGACACAGUAAUCCCAUGUGUAUUGGAAGUAUUCAAGAAAUUGCAUAAUUGUCAUAAGGGUACGGCCAGACAGUCAGGUUUCCUCUUGCAGUUUUGGAAGCCUUCGAAGGAGAGAAAGUAUGAAGGACAGAUACAAUCUCUUCCUUUCUUAAUUCAUUCCUGGUUUUUGCUUCCAAGACUGUAUCAGGAAACCUGACCGUGCGUACCUUCGCAUUUUCAGCUGCAACCUUUGCACUAAACCAUAGCCACCAAUUAAGGUCUAUUUUGUUGCAUUGCUCACCAAUAACUGGUAUACACGAUAGCAUAACUGCACUGGUGAUGGUUUACAUGUUCUUUGUAUGCACAAUCAGAUUCUCAUAUGAUAAAAAGCUUUUUUUCACUUA
Bufo bufo (common toad) is the source of this 1313-nucleotide messenger RNA. Its product is annotated as cbp/p300-interacting transactivator 3-like. The transcript is spliced from 2 exons. The coding region runs from base 226 to 771 and encodes 181 amino acids. The record is from RefSeq and is a predicted model, not a curated record. Gene Ontology annotation, biological process: regulation of DNA-templated transcription. Gene Ontology annotation, cellular component: nucleus. Lineage: Eukaryota; Metazoa; Chordata; Amphibia; Anura; Bufonidae.